AUUAGGUUCUUGUUCCCACGCCUUAAUAAGUCUAAUCCUGCAGUUCCGCGCUGCGCCAUUCCUCCUCGCAGACAGGGGGCAGCAGUGCCCGGAGCUCAGUCAACUCUUCUUCUCUUACUCUCUGCUCGAGGCUACAGAGGUGCUAACAACCAACCCGCUAAAGAGGGGCAAUAAACCCAAAAUACGGACUUUAAACAUCCAAAAAACACAAUUUCUGAGGAAAACUGGACUAUAAACUGUUAAACGGGGAGCACAGUGCUGGAGUACGCACUCAUUUACACGGAGUUUCAGUGUUAGCGCUGUGCUAACGGAGUCUAACCGCGUAUUUCCCGCCUGGACUAGCUAACCUAACCUAAAUAACGUUAUUUAUCUAACGCUAACGCUAAUACCAAUAGACUUUUAAUAAAACUCACAGUAAAACAUUAAAACGCGUAAGAUUAAAGCGCUUAUACUGGAGGUUUUGCAGAGAGCUGUUGAGGUAUAGUGUGUGUGUGUUUAUAUCUGUGAAAAAUAUCUGUUAUAAAAGCUAGGUUAACUAGCUAGUUUUUAACUAGCUUUUUAAAUCAGAUUUUAGACUUACAGAGAUUAUUUUUUUAUCACCAAACACAGACACAGUCCACAUUAUAGUGGAAACUGUUGCUCUACACUGGAUUAUUUUAUAAUGUGUAACAUUUAUAUAGCUGAAAUCAAGCAUCUGUGCAGAACUGAUAACCUAGCUAGGUUAAGUGUCCACAGUGAUAGCUAAUUAUUUGUUUUAACAUACAUUAUUUAUGGAUACCUGGACAAAAGGCUGAUAAAGAAGGUCUAAUAACGUUACAUACAUAUAUAUGGUAUAAACAUGUAAUUCUAAUUGCUGUAAUGUUUUUGUAUAUUCAGAAUGGGAGGGUUUUUACACAGAUUUACAGUAAAUCAGCUCUAGUCUGAGAUGUCUCUGAUUUUUAUUUCUGAAUUUCUUCAUUGUCCGUGGGUUGGCCUCCAACCAGGCUGAUUGCAUUAUUAGGAUUAUUUUUUUUUUGUUAUACUUGACCUCUCUGUCUGCUUUGGGACUGUAUCUGUAUUCAUCCACCGAGAUGAACCCUUCAAGCGCCACCUCACUGUACUUGUCCACCUGCCGGGCAGCUCUCAGGUGUGACCCCCAGGUACCUGAAAGCUUCACAGAGCUCUACAACCUGCUGCCCUUCUUUAGGGAUGCGCUGUCCUGCCUGGUGUGCGGGAAUUUGCUGCAGGACCCGGUGACCCCGCUUGCUGCCUCAUGUCAGCACUGCAUCUGCCGAGGCUGUGAAGGUGAUAUUCUGAAGCUGAAGAUGUGCAGCUGCUGCAGGAACGCCCAGCAGUUUGAGGAUAACAAGCACCUGCAGGUUCUGGUGGGCUGCUACCGGAGCCUGUGCGAGUAUGUGUGGGUCAUAGUCACAGCGGAGCAGAGCAUGUCGCGAGUCACAGGCCAUGCUGAGGUGAUGAAUAUGCUGGAGGAGGUGCUGGGGAUGAAGGAGGAGCUGGAUGUUCCUCAGGAGAAUUUGGACAGCACUGAAAUUUCUGAAACUACAGCAGAGACAGGUUCAAUAAGCCAGAUCGCCUCUGAAAUUAAGACUGAUUCUAAGGCUGUGUUGGAUGACCAGCAGAAAGAACAUGUGCCGUCUUCUACAGAGGUCAAAAUUGAGCUGGAUUCAUUCAGGCCGGUUUUAUCUCCUGGCUUUGGUCAUAAUCUGGCUAUGCAGCAGAUCAGUACUGAAGCGAUUGCUAUAAGUGUGUCAAAUGGCAAUAAUGGCAGCCAUUGUGAAAGCACUGAUCAAAUUCUUCUCACCGUAGAAGAAGUUCUGAACAGCCUUGAGUCUGAUUGUCCCUCCAAACUGGCCAAGCUGGAAGCACCGCCAAGUGACAUCAGAAGUUCUGUUGAGCCUAUCCAGACUUUUCGGUCUACACCCAGUGGUGCUGUGGCACCAGCACAUCCACAGCAGCCUCAGACAGGCACCACCUGCCAGACAACAUCCCACAGGAAGGUUCAACUGAGCCGGAAACGUUCCCGCUCUGAGAGCGACAGUGAGAUGCUGCAGCCUCUGCCCAUCACCUCCUUCACCCAGAAACCCUCCGUGGCCGCCACAGUGCCGCCUCAGGCAGCAUUUGAGCCAAAAGCUCCGAAACUGCCCACCGUGCCCCAAAAUGGAGCAGUUCUGAAGGUCAGCAAGGCAGUGCUGGACUCCACAAAGAACAUUCAGAAGAACACUGAGAGCAUUGGGCCCAAAAAGGUCCCCACAAAGACUAAGGUUAGCACCCCUAAGCCCAAACCCAAGCCCAAGGUGUCUGAUGGUGUGCACACAGGAAACCCCCCUAAAGUGGCGUACAAAAAGCCCCCAGAGAAGAAAGGCUGUAAGUGCGGACGAGCCACGCAGAACCCAAGUGUCCUUACCUGCAGGGGGCAGCGCUGUCCGUGCUACUCAAACCGCAAAGCUUGCCUGGACUGCAUCUGCAGGGGCUGCCAGAAUUCUUACAUGGCCAAUGGGGAGAAGAAGCUAGAGGCUUUCGCGGUGCCUGAGAAAGCCCUGGAGCAGACCAGGCUCACUCUGGGCAUCAACCUCACCAGCAUUUCUGUAAUGAGUGCCAGCAGUAACCCGGGGGUCCUCAGCCUUUCAGCAGGACCUUCAAUGGCCGCCUUCCUCAGCAGCAGCCCGGAGAAGGAGCCCAGCUUUGAAGAUCCUCUGGAAAUGCAUUUUGACUGUUAAAAGAUGUUUGUCUGAUAGUCUCUUACAGGUGAAAAGUUAGGCAGCUACGGUCCUGAUCCACAAGGAAGCGAUAGUUUGGAAAAUCCAGUUUACCUUCAGUUACUGUAAAUCUAAUGAAAUAAGUGUGGGGCUUCUUCAGGUUUACACUUGAGCUAAUUUAGAUAGCAAUUAAUGAAGGCACAUACCUAAACUAUUAGCACUGAUGUUGUACGGCUAAUAUGGCAUAGUUAACAGGUAACAGGUAGGCUUUUACUCCACCAUUAAUCAUUGCAGCUAUAAGUGUAAUGUAUCUCAAACAUUAUUGAGGCUAAUGCUCUACUGUUAAUUGGUGGGUUGUUGACUAAAUUAGCCUUGUAGUUAUAAUGGUCCAAUGAAAAACAAGUAUGUCUAUUUUUACUACAUAAUUUGAACAGACAAACUGUUCCUAAAACUGUGCCAAAUUUUUGUUAUGAACAGACCCAUACAAAUACUUCAAAAUUACCUGAAAUAAACUUGUUUUUAUUGGACAGAGACGAUAUGCUUGUUGGCCACAUUAACUUUAUAGCUAAGCAGGAGGGCUUUCGUUGAUUACCGGCUAAAAUUACUGGAUUACUGGCUUUUUGGGUUUGGGGCAUUUUACUUUAAUUGUGGUGUUUGCCAGAUCCUUUAGGUGUUCAUUCCUGGUGUUUUUGAGGAAUUGGGUUCUCCGGUUCCAAGGGGCCUGCCGUUGUUAAUCAACUGAUUCAGUUAGAUUGACCUCUCAGAUUUACAGCCUGUGAUACUUGGUCUUGGUAUAGAGACUGUUACUUUCUGUAUUUUUGCUCAGUCUGUCCCUGGUCUGGUCAGUCUGUCCCUGGUCUGGUCAGUCUGUCCCUGGUCUGGUCAGUCUGUCCCUGGUCUGGUCAGUUUGUCUUUGGUCUGGUCAGCCUGUCCCUUGUCUGGUCAGUCUGCCCCUGGUCUGUUAAUUUUGUCAUUGGUCAGUGGUUUUUCUGGGUCAGUCUGUGUUUUUUUUGUAGUAAAUGGUGUAUUUUUGGUGAUUUUAAGGAAAGCUCUUAAACUGGAUCUGAUUUUAAUGUUUUAUUUUAUAAUGAAGCACUUCCUGUUUGAAGGCCAGUUCAGGAUGUUUACUGUUAGUUGGUCGGUGGAGUCAGACUAAGUUUCACUGCAGAAGAAUGGGGUCAGUGGUUAAAGGUGGCUGUAUUAAACAAUUAGCGUAAUAGAGCAGAAUGUAGUAGUUCAAGUCCUCCUGAUAUGAGAACAUUUAUUAACACAGAUUCUAGUCCUAGUGAUAUCACUCAUCAGCAUCGUACCUCUCCACUUAAUAAGCUAAUCCCCUCACCUUCCUGCUGAAUGUAGGCCAGUGUGUGAAUGUUCAUUCUUCAGCUGUUUUUUUUUUUGUGGUGAAAGUUUCUAAAAUUGUUUUAAUUUUAAAUGUUUUUUUAUGGUAAACAUAUUAAUGCCCAGAAAUUGGGUCAAUCUCUAUUUAAAUCUAAAAACAAUCUUUAUGAAAAGACAAAGACAAGAAGUUUUCAGGUCACAUGGCCUCUUGAUUAUUAGCAAAACAAAAGGACAUUAUAAUUUAAUGUGACAAAGUAUGAAAAUGAGUUAAAUAACAUACAACUGGUGAUAGUUAUGGGUGUAUAAUAUUUAAUAUUUACAAUAAAAGUACACAUUCACUGUGUAUAUUUGGGGUCCCCCUUUUUUUUUUACAUAAUCAAUCAGUGGUCAGUAUGUGUCAAUAUUAUCAAUAGGAUCAGUAUUGUUUUUUUCAGCUUUGCUAUCUUAGUAGCAGUAAAACUCUGCCAUCACUAGAGGUCAGGAUUGGUUGUUAUUUGGAGAUCUUCAGUUUAUUGGACACUAAGGGUUUAUUUGGGGCUUUUUUUGGGUCGAAUUCUGGUUUGCUAUGUGUGUAUAUCAGUGUGUUGGCUCUGAUUGGUCGUCCUGCAGCAGUAUUGUUUGUGUGUUGUGAGCAGACACUGAGUAAGAUCAGCUCAUGGUUUCGCUCUUGAUUGUAGGCUUAUGUUGCCCCUAAAUGGUCAGUGUAAAGUUUAUCAGGUUAAUUUUCUGACCAUUUGUAUGAAACCUCAGCAUUUAAUUUCCAUUUUCAUCCAUUUUUUAAAUAAAAUUUCUAUUUUUUUUAUUUCUGCACAUCACAGUCUGGUUUUUAGAAACAAUAGAUCUUCACUUGAUUUUUCAAUUUUUGCUGUUAUAUAUAUGUUAUGAACAAAAAAAGUUAUACUGAUAAAUGUUACACUGAUCAUCCUCCUUGAGGGACGUUUGAAACACUAUCUAUAUAUAGGGCUUCGACCAAAUUUCUGGAAUGUUCUGUUAGGUAACCGUUAGCCCAGCAUGUUGUGUAGGAUCGUAGUGUCCUCUCACUUUGAUUCUGUUCUUCUGUCAUUACUUGAACUGUUGAUUCUUUUUUUCUUAAUUUUGGAUUUGUGAGAUCUGAAUUCACUGCCACCUUCAAAUGAUGAAUGCUCAAAAUAAAUUAUAGUUUUUUAUUUCUUGUUUUUCAA
Astyanax mexicanus (Mexican tetra) is the source of this 5215-nucleotide messenger RNA. It is a transcript of the gene msl2a, whose product is annotated as MSL complex subunit 2a. The transcript is spliced from 2 exons. Gene Ontology annotation, molecular function: ubiquitin protein ligase activity. Lineage: Eukaryota; Metazoa; Chordata; Actinopteri; Characiformes; Acestrorhamphidae. Bases 1071 to 2717 code for a protein of 548 amino acids. The record is from RefSeq and is a predicted model, not a curated record. Gene Ontology annotation, cellular component: MSL complex.